Molecule: messenger RNA, 3193 nt
Organism: Daphnia carinata
Lineage: Eukaryota; Metazoa; Arthropoda; Branchiopoda; Diplostraca; Daphniidae
Exons: 7
Coding region: 151-2577 (808 amino acids)
Molecular function (GO): protein binding
Source: RefSeq, a predicted model, not a curated record
CAGUGAACAUGAAAACAAAAAACGGAAGAUUGAAGCCUUCAUGUUUAAUAGCUGUGGGCAAGGCCUUACGUGAGUUUACUGGUUGCCACGGCCACGGAAUCAACAAAGUGGUUUUUGAAUGAAACUCUCGACAGUCAUCCGAGUGGGACAAUGCAGAGGAGAUCGUUUUCACAUAAGAGGGUGGAUUCGUUCCACUCGUUCAAUGCCGCGAAAACAAAAUCUGCACCACUCAAGAGCGAAUGGGGAGAAAACUUCAUUAUGGACAGGUGCGGUCUGCCAUGCGUGCCUUCGCUCAAGGGCCGCGAAAACGUCCAGUUCAUUUCCCUACAGCACAAUUUGAUCUGUCGGAUCGAUUCUUUGGCCUCCUUCCGGAUGCUCAAAGUGCUGAACCUCUACGACAACAAAAUCGAACGGAUAUCGGGUCUUGACACGCUCACCUCUCUUCGAGUGUUGAUGCUCGGUAAAAACAGAUUGAAAACGACGGAAGGGCUGGAGUCGUUGCAGAGCCUCGACAUUUUGGACCUGCACGGCAACCAGAUCGCCGCUCUGACGGGUAUAUCGCGCCUCCGGACUUUGCGUGUGCUAAAUCUGGCGGCCAAUUCCCUCAAGAAGCUGCCCUCCCUUGACGGACUCCUCGCUCUCGAGGAGCUCAACGCCAAACGCAACCGAAUCUGCAAGAUCGUGCCGGAAGUGGCACACGCCAAGCGGCUCGAACGGCUCUACUUGAGCAACAACGAACUGCGUCGGCUGGACGACCUGAGCCCGUUGAGUUUCCUCAACGGAUUGAAGGAGCUCUCGCUGGACGGCAACCCGCUGACUUUUAACGCCAACUACGUCCUGUACGCGGUCAGUUCGAUGCGUUCGCUCGUUUUACUCGACCAAAAUGUCAUCUCUUGCGGACUGAGAGCCGAGGCGGAGACCUGGUCGUCUCAGCGCUUGCCGGCCAGCACAGCCAGCAGCCAAAUGGACAAGAUCAACCCGAUUGUGACUGUCCAACACAAGGCUUCUGCUUCCGGCGUUGCCAUCGGCACGAUCAAGAGCUCCGGCAUGUCCAGCAAGUUCCACCAGCGCAAUGUCGCCGUCGUCCGGCCCAUGAGCACGACACAUCAGCCGGAACAAGACCAUCACGAGACUCCGCCACAAGCGGAAGGUUUGACGGGGCAGGUUGGCAGCCCCCCGAUUGCCCACGAACCGCCCCGUUGUCAUAGCCCGGGUCCGAUGGCAUCGCCAUUAAAUCGUGUUUGGUCAGGAGCGGUGACCCUCCGCGGCGCAAGUCCUUCCGACAGAUCGCCUUCUCGGCGAUGGUGUGCAACGCGGCAGCGCCUCGUCUUCCGUUUCAGUCUCCGCCCACCGACAGCCGAAUGGAACGAGAAAAUCGAAAGGCGGACCACCGGAAAGCGAACGACCAGCAGCGGCGGUGGCGGCAGCAGCAAUUGUAACAGACGACGCGAUCGAUCGCGUGUCGCCAUCGAGUUUGACGAUUCUUCCAGUUCGUGGAAUUCCGACUCGGACGACUCGGAUACGGCGUCCACCGCGUCCACGCAGUCCAGGAAACCGGCCGCCAGGUUGCCCUGCCGCGUUUCAACUGCACCGACGGCCAGCGGUGCGACGAUGAACUUGAGUCGCGGCGUCUCGUCGAGCAAAGCGCCGACGUCGUUGGCCAAUCAGAAGCUGAGCGCCACGAUUGGGAUGAACAUCAAAGAGCAGUUGCGCGACCUGCGGAUUAUCGUCGGCGAAGAGGAGGUGCACAUUACCGGUUUGAACAUUGUCCGCAUGCUGCACAACAUGCACUGGUCGGCCGAUGAAGUGGAUUUGUUUCACAUGAUCGUCUUUUACGGCCUCAGCUUCGAUCAGCUGUGUCCGCAUUACGCGUCCAUCCGCAAACUGUUCCCCAACUUGCGCAAUUUCGCCUUCCGCAAGAUGGCCAUCCCGCCGACGUUGCGUCAGAUCAACGCCCUGGCCAAACUGGAAAGCUCGUCGUGGUUUCGAUGGACCAUCAGCGUCGAGACGCUCGUCCCAACGCCAGAGCCGUUGAGGGCCGCCUGGAAGUUGUACGCCAUUUAUCGGUUGCAUCCAUUCGGAUUGGAUCAGAUCGACGGAGAGCCGAUUGGACCCGAAGACGUGGCCAAUGCCGAGGACCACUACGAUACGCUCGAUGCUCUUGUCUUGUUAACAGCGCCAUCAACGGCCAUCCGGAGACAAUUUGAUCGGUUCCACGAUGCUGGACAAAGUCCGUCAUCGUCGUCUUCUUCUUCUGGAUCUUCGGACGUUGGCGGGGCUGCGUGCCAACAGCAGCAACAGUCACGUGAUAACGAGUACGGCCUCUUGAUGAGGAAGCGAGCCAUUCGUGCCACGUUUCAACCGUUCAAGGAAACGAAGCACUUACGAAAUCGUACAGCGCAUCUGAAAUACAUUGCCGAGUACGGUAUGGAAGUGGCCAUCAAGUUGAGUUUCCUGUCCCAAAACUGGGAACGUCUUUUGACCGACAUGGUGGAAACUGCAGCAGACGAAGUGCAAGACGAAGCUGUUUACAAGAGGACCAAGAUGGCUCAGAUGAGGAGCAACUCGAAUGCCUGAUUGGAAUAUACUGUUUUUCUUUUCUUUUUUUUUUUCCUUUUUUUUUCUAUUUAUUCAUUCAAACAAACAAAACAAAAUUGACAUAGAGAAUAUGAAAAUCUAGCUUUUGUUUUUUAUGCAAAUUUACGUGCUUUUCGUAUCGUUGCUGUGGUUAAUCAAUGUUAUUUUCGACCUUGCCAAAGAAAGGCAUAAAAUUACGAAAGAAACAAAAAAAAAAAAAAAAAAAAGAGAGGGAGAGAGACGUAAAAAAAAAAAGGAAAGUUGUGAAAGCGUAAUGUUGGAAGAAGAGAAAUAUACGUGGCAACGCCAAAUGUUCUUUACUUUCUCGCGCCUGUAUUUCCCAGGGUGUGUGAGUGUCUGGUGUGUGUCCAAGCAAAGUAAACACAAAAGAUGGUGGUGAGUUGUGCAUGUCGUACUGUGCCCUAUGUUACUCCACCCCUGCACCACGUUUUGUGUUGAAUUUCAGCGAAACGGUUGCACUGAGAGACGUCAGAAGGGAGAUAACAAGAAAUUCAACUAUUCGUAGAGAGAAAAUCGGAUUGAAGAAGGAUGACGAUGACUAUCGGUAGGAUAGCGCCAAUCAGCAACGUCGAUCAUCAAUACUGAAAAAAAACAA